Messenger RNA from Lingula anatina, 4416 nucleotides. RefSeq lists its product as uncharacterized. The record is from RefSeq and is a predicted model, not a curated record. Lineage: Eukaryota; Metazoa; Brachiopoda; Lingulata; Lingulida; Lingulidae. Gene Ontology annotation, molecular function: DNA-binding transcription factor activity; RNA polymerase II cis-regulatory region sequence-specific DNA binding. Gene Ontology annotation, biological process: regulation of transcription by RNA polymerase II.
GGAUUGUGGGUAGAGGGAGUCCGCCAUAUUCCGGAGUAACUGUGCAAAAUGGAAGAAGUAGCAGAUAACUCGGAAACCCAAGUGAUCUAUGUCUACAAUGAGUCAGGCCUGGAAGGGGGGGACCAGCUGAUUGACCAGGGGGACCUCCAGCAGCUUCUGGCUCAAGCACAGCAGAGUGGGAUCAUUACAACCCACACAGAUGGGGAGAACCCAGGAUCUACGAUCAUUGUGACAGAGGCUGGCGGCGAUGUCAAUACUGGUAUUGUGAUGACUGCCGCAGAUCAGAUAGAGGCCACAGAUGCCUCCCAGAUCAUUACCGAGGCACAACCUGAACCAAUGGAUCAACAGCAACAACAACAGCAGCAACAGGACUUGCAAUUACAGCAAGAAUCUCAACCAGAAGACAAACUGAAGCCUGCACCAGAUCUUUCCAAGCCCAUUACUUUGACUGAUGAAACUAUAGUAGUUAUAAAUGGGAAGAAGUGUGUUCUCAGAGUUGAAGCCAACAGUGGACAGCUUUGUGCCUUUCCAGUGCAGCCAGCACCAGGUAAGAGGAAGCGUGGCCGUCCACCAAGACAUCUGAAGCCUACCCCAACCUCUGCCCAGGAGGCUACCAACACAACAAUAACUACUGGAAGUGAGAGCAGCCCCCCACCCCCUGGGGACAGUGUGUCCACCCCUGGUCAGCCAGAGGACCAGGCGGUGUCCACUCCAGCCUCGGAUAGAAGCGCAGCUGAGGGACUGCUUGAGUUGUCCAAUACAGAAGGCCUGAGGAGAAGUUCCAGAAAACGGAAGAGAGCAAAGAUUUUCAAAGAGUAUGCGACUCCUGAGGAUGUCAGUGACUUGGAAGACAAAGAAAGUGAUGAGGGGGAGUACGAAGGAGACGAUACUGAUUUUUCAAUCACUGGCUCUGGCGGAGAGCAUCCAAAACUGAAGAUGGCUAUUCCCAGACUUCAGGCCCAGACAGCAGCAGGAUUCACACCACCAGUCAAAAAAGGUCGGGGUCGUCCCAGGAGGUAUCCCAGGCCAGGGGAGUCCACCCCAGGGAGUAGUGCCACCACCCCUCUGAAGAGCCCAGGGCCAAUCCCAGCGUUUAUCAUCCCCACCCCCACUGGACAGACCAUCAUGAUGGCCCCUAUAGAGGGUCUGCAGCAUCUCCAGGCGUAUCAGCAGGCCAAGCAGACCACCCCUGGGGCCACCUCAAUCCUCCCUAAGCCAGCUAAGAUCCUCCCUAAGCCAGCAGGUGAGGGUGGGGAGGAUCCUGAUACUGUACAACAACACACAGAGGGAGAGGAAACUGCUGAGGCUGUGGGCACAUUGACAGGGGAAGUCCAGGCUGAGGAAGUGGGAGAUCCUGUUGAGGCUGCAUCUAAAAAUUUGAAUGAGGACAAAGAAGUAGAAAAUGGUGAGAAAGAAGACGAGGAUGAAGAGAAUGAGGAAGAAGAUGGUGAAGAAGGAGAUGAAGCAGAGGGAGAAGACGGACAAGUGGAGAAAAGCAAAAAAAGGGGUCGUAAAGCUGGAUGGAAUAAAGAAGCAGCCUCUAAGCUACCGGGACCCUCGACUGUGAUAGCUUUACCCAAUAAUAUUUUUCCAAUGCUUUUACCAGCUAAAGCAGAACCAAUCAAGAUAGGUCUGAAAGCCACAGAGAGUGAACUGGAGAAAUUCAAGUGUCCCAAGUGUGAUUUCCAGGGCUAUUAUAAGAACCAGUACCAGAACCACAUAGCUACCCACACUGAAGAUAUUGUCAAAUGUAAAUGUUGUGGCUACCUUAGUUUUGAUCCAGAAGAUGUCAACCAACAUUUCAAGGUGAACCACCCGCGCUGUUACUGUGAAGAGUGCGGCUUCAUGGCUGACCACGCAUACCAGAUCAAACGCCACAAGAUGAGGCACAACAAUGAAGGUUCUGAGUGUGAGAUCUGUGGCAAGAAGUACAAGGGGCUGUGAAAAAUCUGACAUCACCAAGCACCUGCUCAUCCAUGAGGAACCCAAGCAUGUGUGUGAGGUGUGCAAGAAGGCUUUUAGGCACCUGAAGAACAAGGAACUCCAUGUGAAGAGACAUAAAGGUCAGAGGGAUUACAAGUGUGGUGUCUGUGAUUUCUAUGGGUAUACCUUCACUGAUAUACGGAAGCACAUCGAGCGCAAGCAUUCCCAGUCUGCUACCAUGACAGUGGCCUGUGACAGAUGUGGCGCCCCCUUCAGGACGGAGGCAGCACUCAGAGAUCACCAGAAAAUUUGUGAAUUAACAAUGAUUGAGCAGGCCCUGGCGGUUGCUACCAGCACCGGUAACCACACCAUACAAAUAUCUGAUGCACAAAUCAUCACAGACGGCACACAGCUCACAAUAGAUGGCACUCAAGUCAGCAUUGUGGAAGGUGAAAUAGCAGAGGGAGAGAUUCAGCUGACAGAAGAACAACUGGUCCAGGCCCACAUGGCAGUCAACCAGGAAGCUGCAGACCACGGAGCUGUUGCUAUGGUAACUGGUGAUCUGGUCAGCGGGGAUGAGGCAGCGGUGGGGAUAGAGGGUGGUCAUCAAGAGGGGACAGUGGUCAUCCCAGGCCACGGGGACAUUGGGACUGCCGAUGAAGCAAUGAUGACUAUCUCUGAAUGAAACUGAAACAUAACCUAUGGGAACAAUACAACGCUGUUGUUACUUUAAUUGAAGAGUAUUUAUUGAAACACAAUAGGACUAAUGGUUAUUGGUGGCUGGACGCUUUAAGUACAAAGAAAUUUGUCUGCCUUGGAGAUCAAAGUUGUAAGCUGAACCUGACUUAAUCUGUUCUCAGUCUGAAAGAAAAUUGACCCUUGGUUGCAAUCUGCAUGAAAAUCACCAGCAAAAUUGUUUUGCAUUCUUUUUCAAGGCAUAUCAGUGUUGACAGUGACGAAGGUGGCCGCCCCAGUGGCCGCAGUCAGUGCCCUCUCUUGAGUACGGGAGACACUGUUAUACAACAUCCACUGACCCAAGCACUAUUGAAAUGGUCUUAAUAAUUGUCACAUUUCCUGGAUUCCAGCUGUUAUUCCUUCAGACUUCUAAAAUACCCAAGUUGGACCAUAACCUGUCAACCUAGAGCAGCAUUCCUGCCGAGAGACCAGUUUUGGGGAGAGGGGUGGACAGUGGUCACUCAGUUUGAUAACUUAUGGGGUCUGCUUAGAUCUGGCUAUCUGAGGAACUUCUACAUCAUCCUGGGUGAUUAUACAGAUAUAUGGUUCUAAGAAAUAAUAGUUUUGUCAUAUUGGUGAAGCAAUUAAAAUAUUUGGGGGAUUAACCCACCCAUCCCGUCUCCGACCCCCUUGCCCUUUGGUACGGUGUCCCGGUGGUCUGGGCUAUCUUCACAAGAGCAAAGAGGAAAUUUAUUUUCAUUGAUAGUUGAUGUGAAUGCUUAGUCUGGUUUCCUCACUUUGUCCACCUCAUUUCAUUCACUAGGCUGGUUUUUUGUUACUGUGGGAAUUUAGGGUUUAACAACUACUUUAACCCUUUCUUAUUGCUUGCCACUGCUUGGACUGAAAAACUUUGUCCUCGUCUGUGCUUUGUGGGCCUGCGUCAUAUUGCCAGAGCAAAAGUGCAAAAAUUGAGGAAAUGUUUAGACAUUUACGUAACAUUGCAUAGCAACAUAUGUUUAUUUAUGUUCAGGUUGCAGUGCUAAAACCCUGGAUUGGCACUCAAACAAUGCAAAAGAAUUGGGCUAAGUAGCACAGUUGUUGCUUUUGAGACUGGGCUAACUAACUUAUUUAUAGUGACAGGUUGCUGCAGAUAUCCUGAGGAAAGGAUUUACUAUGACCACUGUAGAUGGCCAUGAGUGUGUUCCCUCCAUGUCUCUUCAACAUCUGUAGGGAUUUCCCCCUCUGAAGUCAGCAAGGUCAUUAAAGUGCAGCGAGAUUUUUUAUUGUGUACGGGUUGUAGAUAUAAUCUCUGAAAAAUAGUCAGGUGGGCUGCACACGUGCGCAUGCAUGCCCACUCAAGCACCCAUGCAUACACGCACACACACAAACACACACACAGAGUUGAAGUUUGUUUUAUUAUGAGCUUGAUCUGGACCUUCUAUUUCAUCUGAAGGUCUUAGUAGCUAUAGAUUUCAUUCAUCUCUUAAUCAAAAUGUGAACACCUCAUAGCAAGUCAAACUGAAACAUUUACCUUCAUGUAUCUGUACAUCUUAACGGAUGUAGAAGCGUCAUUACUAAGGCACAUUAUUUAUUAUUUUUGUAACAGUUUUCAGACCAUCUGAUAUUUCUUUCUAAAUGAUUUUGUAAAUAUUUAUUCUUACAUAACAUAAUUGAGACUGGCACUAGUGCAUAUUUAUUGAUCAAUACUGUAAUUUUCAAAACUUACAUGUAUUAGAUGUAUAUAGUUUAAGUGGAAAUAUAAGUGUUCAAUAAACCACAGUAUUUCUCAUAAAAACCAAUAAAAUUUCUACACAUUUA